GCAACAACUGUCUACUUCAAAAAACGACAAAAUUUAGCUAUUGGCAUUGUUUAUAGCGGUUUUUCUCUGGGUAUGUUGACACUUGGACCUCUUCUUCAGGUUCUUAUUGACCUGUUUGGUUUGAAAACUACACUUCAAAUCAUGGCUGGUAUGACCUGCUGCUUGUUCUUUGCAAUCUUCCUAACCUUUGAUACCAACGUUGAAGAUAUUACCUCAACUACAGACAGCGAAACAGAAUCCAAUGUUGCGAUAUCCGUUUCAUCAAUUUUUAAACAACCGGCGUAUGUGAUCACAUUAGUCGUGAUAUUCCUGCAGUGUUUUUCUACAAGUGUGGUGUAUGUGUAUUUGGUGAAAUUUUGUAUAGAGGCUGGUAUUACAUCACAACAAGGAGCCAAUCAGUUUACAGUAAUCGGUGUCUUGGCAUUGGYCUCGUCUGUUGUAUCUGGACGCAUCAUGGAUCACAAGACUGUCAACCCUUUCCACGUGAACCAGACUGCUGCAUUUAUAUUGUCAACAUCAUUAUUUUUAAUCAAUCUGGCCAACCAGUAUYAUCAUUUUWURAUAUUCUCRUUCUUCUGUGGCAUCGGCAUGGGCGUCUGGCGUACCACAAUAGCCGUGUUGUUCUUGAACACUGUUAAAAARCACCAAGUGAAUUAUGCUUGGCCUAUUGCUGAGGUUCUGACGUCAACUGGAAAUGCGGCUGGUGCACCUUUUAUAGGUUUAAUCAUCGACAUAACCGGUUCUUUCAACAAAGGAAUAGCUGCUGGAGCAGGAAUCUUUGCACUGAGYUUUUUCAUUCCGUUUCUUCAAUACUGCUUCAAGCCUUGGAKAAAGAGACGUGAUAAGCGUUUGAAUCGUGUGGAAGCUGUUACCACACCCAUCGUGGAGGACCUAGACGGACAUUUACUAUAUCUAAACAAUAAUGAUGAUUUUAAAGAAAUGCCGCUUAAAAGAACMCGCGCGAUGACGAUGAUGGACACUGUGCUAUCAUAUACUCGGGAUCGGUCYCGUUCAGAACCAGCCAAGUACAUCAGUUUGGCUACACGGUCAGAUAUUGAAACUAACGCGGAAAAGGCCUGAUUUCUGAAAAAAAAAGAACAAUGUGAACAGCUUAGAAAUGCUCUAAAACCUUGUCUUUGUUCUGUAUAUAAGCAUGGUGGGCCAAGAUGGACAGCACUCUCCAACUCCCAUCUUUUGUAAAUUGAUUGUAUAUUCUCUAUUGUUUUCUGUCCUAGGAACGAGGCUAUUCCCGAGUUCUGUACUGGAACAAAAUUUUAAGAAUAGUCAAUUGCACUAUGAAAGGACGUUUUCUGCGACAACGUUUUUUGUAACAUUUUUUAAAUUUUUUACCUAUUUUAUUUUAUUUUUUUAAAUUAUUUACCUAUUUUAUUUUGUAAAUUAUUUACCUAUUAAAUUAGGUGUGUAAACGAUAGCUAGACACAUGAAAACUACAGUCUUAGAAGGAGUUGUUGCAUUUUAUUCCUCUUGUAUCAUGUGUAUUCGUAUAUUGCACUCGCAUUGGAAUUUGACAUAUGUCCCCACAGGAUUUUGCAAUUAAAUUAUGUAGAUGUAGAUAU
Messenger RNA from Exaiptasia diaphana, 1577 nucleotides. RefSeq lists its product as uncharacterized. Gene Ontology annotation, molecular function: transmembrane transporter activity. NCBI's taxonomy places the organism in Eukaryota, Metazoa, Cnidaria, Anthozoa, Actiniaria, Aiptasiidae. The record is from RefSeq and is a predicted model, not a curated record. The coding region runs from base 73 to 1080 and encodes 335 amino acids. Gene Ontology annotation, biological process: transmembrane transport. The transcript is spliced from 3 exons.